Apis florea (little honeybee) is the source of this 5217-nucleotide messenger RNA. Its product is annotated as glycogen debranching enzyme. Gene Ontology annotation, molecular function: amylo-alpha-1,6-glucosidase activity; 4-alpha-glucanotransferase activity. NCBI's taxonomy places the organism in Eukaryota, Metazoa, Arthropoda, Insecta, Hymenoptera, Apidae. The record is from RefSeq and is a predicted model, not a curated record. Gene Ontology annotation, biological process: glycogen catabolic process; glycogen biosynthetic process.
UUGUACUUAAUUUUUUCCUUAUUUAUUUGUAGGUAAUACAACAUAAAGUAGUAUUUGCUUAAGUAAAAGCAACAUAUAGCUAUAAUAACAUAAUGCUAAUUGAAAAAAGUCAUUGCCUUUAAUAACAAUUUCAGCUAUAUGAUUUAUUUUGAGAAUGGGUUCCAUACUUACAAUAGGCUAUUUCUUUUCUGAUGCAACAAGGAAAUUGAUAAGGAAACUUAGGACUAUUUUCCAAUGCCUUUACAAAUGUCAUUACUUAAAGUGCCUUUAUUAUUAUGCAGUGGUUAAAAAUAUGUCAGAACACAUGUCAUCAACUGAAAGUCACGAAUCUGAACAAAUAAGAGUUUUAACUCUAAAUAAUGGAGAACAUCUUGAUGGUAUAUUAUAUAGAUUAAAGAAAGGUUGGAGAGUAGAAUUUCGUUUAGGCGCUUCUCUUCUUGGGAGAACUGUUGAUCUUUUUAUAAAUUAUCCUUUAGGAGAAAAUAAAAAAUUUGAAAGACAUACAUAUUAUCUCUUAGAAUGGAUUAAUGAAACAGCUAAUAUAUGUUUAUCUCUAGCUGGUUCAUUUCAUUAUUAUCUUAUAGAUCCUAAUUCUGAAGGUAUGAAGCCUAUUGCUUCUGGAUAUCUCCUUGUAGAUCCAGAACUUAAAAUAGGGGAACAUGGAAAUGAUUUACCAUUAGAUUGUAUUCAAUGUCAAACUGUUCUUGCAAAAUGUUUAGGAUUAUUUUCUACCUGGGAAGAUAAAUUACUAGUUGCUAAAAAUUCUGGAUAUAACAUGAUUCACUUUACACCAAUUCAGGAAUUGGGAUAUUCUAAAUCUUCUUAUAGUCUUAGUGACCAAUUAAAAUUAAAUCCUUCUUUUAAUGAUGAUAAUAAAUCAAUUACAUAUGAUGAUAUUGAAAAAUUAAUUAAUAAAAUGCGCAAUGAAUGGAAUAUGUUAAGCAUCUGUGAUAUUGUUUUGAAUCAUACAGCAAACGAAAGUCCUUUUUUGGUAUCUCAUCCAGAAUGUACAUAUAAUUGUUUGAAUAGUCCUCAUUUACGUCCUGCAUAUAUUUUGGAUGCUGCAUUAUUUGAAUUAACAGUGCAAGUAGCUGCUGGAGAAUGGGAAUUUAAAGGUAUUCCUUUGAUAGUUGAAACUGAAGAACAUUUAAAUUCAAUUCGUCAUGCACUUCAUACAUAUUUUUUGCCGCUCAUAAAAAUACACGAAUUAUAUAUAAUAGAUAUUAAUGAAACUAUUGCUGAGUUUUUGAAUUUAGCACGAAAUCAAAUGCCUCAAGACACUAUUGAAUCAUCAGAAACAUCAGAAGAUAUUAAAAUAAUACAAGAUUCAAAAUUUCGUAGAUUAAAAGCAACUAUAAAUAUGCAACUUGCUUUACAAAAAUAUAACAUAUAUAGAACUGAUUGUUUUGAUGAAGAGACUCGUUUGAAACGUUGUGCCGAGGAUUUAAGAAAAAAAUUGCAAGAACUUAAUAAUAUAAUCAUUAAUGAAAUACAAAAUCAUUUAAAUGCUGCAGUUGAAAAUACAAUUGCUGGUAUAAGAUAUUUUAGAGUGCAAAUUGAUGGACCUAAACUUAAAGAAAUAAGUGAAAGAAAUCCACUAGUUCCUAGAUAUUUUACUGAUUAUGGAGCACCUAAAACAUUAACUGAAAGAGAAGCAACAAUGUACUCAGAUGCAGGAUGUUAUCUAAUGGCUCAUAAUGGAUGGGUAAUGAAUGGUGAUCCUUUAAAAAAUUUUGCAGAUUCUGAUUCUAAUGUUUAUAUAAGAAGAGAACUUAUUGCUUGGGGCGAUAGUGUAAAAUUGAGAUAUGGAGAUAAACCAGAAGAUUGUCCCUUCCUAUGGCAGCAUAUUAGUACAUAUGUUGAACAAACAGCUAAAAUUUUUGAUGGUAUUCGAUUAGACAAUUGUCAUUCAACUCCUAUUCCAGUUGCAGAGUACAUGCUUGAUGUUGCUCGUCGAAUCCGUCCAGAUUUGUAUGUUGUUGCAGAAUUAUUUACAAAUUCAGAUCAAAAAGACAAUAUAUUUGUUAAUCGUCUUGGUAUCACUUCUUUAAUCCGAGAAGCUAUGUCUGCAUGGGAUAGCCAUGAAGAAGGUCGAUUGGUAUAUCGAUAUGGAGGUGAACCAGUCGGUGCAUUUUUGCAAUCACGUAAACGGCCUUUAGUACCAAGCAUAGCACAUGCCCUUUUUUUAGAUUUAACUCAUGAUAAUCCUAGCACUGUGGAAAAACGUAGCGUGUUCGAUUUACUUCCAAGUGCUGCUCUUGUAUCAAUGGCAGCAUGUGCUAGUGGUAGUAAUCGUGGAUAUGAUGAAUUAGUUCCUCAUCAUAUACAUGUUGUAGAUGAAACAAGACAAUAUUCAUUUUGGACAGAUGAUGAAUGUUUGAUAGAUGGUAUCAAAUUUGUAGGUUUUAAAACAGGUAUAAUUGCUGCAAAAAAAGCAUUAAAUGAUUUGCAUUAUAUUCUUGGACAACAGAAGUUUUCUCAAGUAUUUGUUGAUCAAAUGGAUAAUGACAUAGUAGCUGUAACAAGACACUCUCCAACAACUCAUGAUAGUGUAAUUUUAAUUGCUUUUACUGCUUUUAAACAUCCUGAUCCUAAUGCUAAUGAUUUGAGAAGACAUGUAAAACCAUUACGAGUAGAAGGUGUAGUGGAAGUUAUUUUGGAGGCAUCCUUAUGUCAUAUAGAAGCAAAAAAUGAUAUCUCACCUUUCCAUUAUUCUGAAAAAUAUGUACGAGAUGAAAAUUAUAUAAAUGGUCUCUCAGAAUAUAUUGUAAAUCUUAAAGAACAUAUACAAAUUUGUGAUUCAGAAAUUUUGGAAAAAGUUGAUUCUGGUGAUCCUAAAAUAACUCAGCUUAAUUUCGUAAAUUUUCAACCAGGUUCUGUUAUUGCUAUUCGUGUAUCUCUUCAUGCUAAUAUAAAACCAGCUCUUGCAAAACUCCAUAAUACUAUUUCAAUAAUCACAUCACAAAAAAGUUCGGACAUACGCGUUAUUGCUUCACGUAUGGAUUUGAUAGAUUUAAAUAAGGCUUUAUAUCGAUGCGAUCAGGAAGAACGCGACGAAACUUCAAACAGAUUUGACGUAUAUAAUAUUCCAGGAUAUGGACCACUUGUUUAUGCAGGAUUGCAAGGUAUUAUUUCUUUAUUAGCAGAUAUUCGUCCUAAUAAUGAUUUAGGUCAUCCAAUGUGUAUUAAUCUCAGACAAGGUAAUUGGUUAAUAGAUUAUACUUGGCAACGGUUAAAAGAAGAUGAUGGAACAAAAGCACUUGGAGAAUGGCUUGAAGAAGCUACUGAACCAUUUAAAUUAAUACCUCGUUAUUUAGUUCCUAGUUAUUUUGAUGUUAUAGUUGUAAAUGUUUAUAUGAUACUUCUUGAACAAUGCUAUAAUCUAAUGUCAAGCUUUGUGAAAGAUGGUUCUACUUUUGUCAAAAUCCUAUCUUUGGUUUCAAUACAAAUGGGAGGAGUAAUAAAAUCAGCUCCAUUACCAGAUUUGUCACCAAAUAUAGAUUCUCCUAAACCAAAGAUUAAACAAUAUAAUGACGAAAGUGAACAAAUAUGUAUGACAUUAUCUGCUGGUUUACCACAUUUUACAACAGGAUAUAUGAGAAAUUGGGGAAGAGAUACAUUCAUUGCUUUAAGAGGAUUAUUGAUAUUAACUGGCAGACAUACAGAAGCACGAUUUAUUAUUCUCGGUUAUGCUGGAACUUUACGACAUGGUCUUAUACCAAAUUUACUUGAUAAAGGAAAGAAUGCUAGAUAUAACUGUCGAGAUGCUUUAUGGUGGUGGUUAUAUACAAUUCAAUGUUACAUACAAGAAGUGCCAAAUGUAAAAAUUUUAACAGAUAAAGUUUCAAGACUGUUUCCAACUGAUGAUUCUCCUCCAUUACCUGCAGGACAAGUAGAUCAGUCAUUACAUGAUGUUAUUCAAGAAGCUCUUUUAGUACAUUUUCAAGGACUUUGUUUUAGAGAAAGAAAUGCUGGAAAACAGAUUGAUGAACAUAUGACAGAUCGUGGUUUUAAUAAUCAAAUUGGAGUACAUCCAGAAACAGGAUUUAUAUUUGGUGGAAAUGAUGCAAAUUGUGGCACAUGGAUGGAUAAAAUGGGAUCUUCUGAAAAAGCUGGUAACAAAGGAAAACCAGCUACUCCAAGGGAUGGCUCAGCUGUAGAAAUAGUGGGUCUCAGUAAAAGUAUUCUUAGUUUUUUAGCUGAAUUAUAUAAACAAAAUCUUUUUCCUUAUGGUAGUGUGCAAAGAAAAAAUCGUGAUGGUUCUGUUGUAACAUGGAGUUAUAAACAAUGGGCGGAUAAAAUUUCAUUAAAUUUUGAAAAAUAUUUUUAUAUUAAUGAAAUAGCAAGAGAAGGAGAAUUAAAUUUAGAACUUAUUCAUCGGCGUGGAAUUUUUAAAGAUAGUCAUGGAGCAACACAAGCAUGGGCUGAUUAUCAACUACGACCUAAUUUUCCAGUUGCAAUGGUUGUUGCUCCAGAGUUAUUUAAUCCAGAACAUGCGUGGACAGCAUUAAAAAAAGUAGAAGAAAUCUUAUUAGGACCACUUGGAAUGAAAACAUUAGAUCCUGCAGAUUGGGCAUAUAAUGGAUAUUAUGAUAAUUCUAAUGAUAGUGGAGAUACUAAAUUAGCUCAUGGUUGGAAUUAUCAUCAAGGACCCGAAUGGAUUUGGCCUAUGGGUUAUUUUCUUCGAGCUCGAUUGUAUUUUGCUCCAUUAAUUGGUGGAAAAGAAGAAUUAUGCCGUACAAUUGAAUCAACUGAAACUAUUAUUUCUCGACAUUUUAUAGAAGCAUCUACAAAUCAUUGGAGGGGUCUUCCAGAACUUACUAAUAAAGAUGGAGAAUAUUGCAAAGAUAGUUGCAGAUCGCAAGCUUGGAGUGCUGCUUCUAUCCUAGAAGUUCUUUAUGAUUUACAUAAAAUCAAACGGGAAUUGCGUUCUGAGGAGAAUGAAAGAACGAAUUGAUAUAAUUUUGCGUGUGUUCACCACCGCCAAUUACACUUAGAACAUUUACGAUUAGAAAAAGAACGUAGUAUUAGAAAUAAAUAUCACGAUAAUAAAUGGCAUAUAUUUAACACAGCUAUAGAAACACCGAGCACGGAAACACACGCAUUUGGUAUUUCGCACAUAGACAAAACUAGUAUGCCACCGUGCAAACUUAUAAAGGCUGAUAUGACACCUACAAGUGAUGAUUUUUUAAUUCAAGGACUUAAAGAAAACGAAAA